CAGCUCCUCCUUCGCAUUCCGGGCCUGCCCCGGCUUCUCUCCCAAGUGUUCGAAAAUGGAGCCUCUCACAACUACUUACCCUCUGAAAUAUUCAGUGCCCAAAGCCAGGGUCUUUGUUGUUUUUCUGUCGAUGGUUUUGUGUACUGCAGUUCUCUGCAUACUGCAACUCAGAUUUUUUAAACCUAAAACCAAAGAUUUUUAUUCUUUCGAAGUCAAGGAUUCACGAGGAAGGAUCGUUUCAUUGGAGAAGUACAGAGGGAAAGCAACUUUGGUUGUAAACGUGGCGAGUUACUGCCAGAACACAGACAAAAACUACAUCGCCCUGCAAGAACUACACAGGGAGUUUGGUCCCUCCCACUUCACUGUGCUGGCCUUUCCCUGCAACCAGUUUGGAGAAUCAGAGCCUAGCUCAAGCCAGGAAAUAGAGGCUUUUGCCAAAGGAAACUAUGGAGUAACUUUCCCUGUUUUCCACAAAAUCAAGAUCCUGGGAUCAGAAGCAGAGCCCGCGUUUAAAUUUCUAAUAGAUUCUUCAAAGAAAGAGCCUCGGUGGAAUUUCUGGAAGUACUUGGUUAGUCCUGAGGGUAAAGUUAUGAAAUUCUGGAGACCCGAAGAGCCUAUAGAAAGUAUCAAGCCAGAAGUAGCAUCAUUAAUCAGGCAAAUCAUUAUGAAAAAAAGAGAAGACCUUUGAAAAAGCCAUUCACUCCAUGAAUCCAUUCAACAGCAUGGUUGUACAGCCUUACUACAUUCCUGAGAAAUGCUGCUAGAAGUUAAACCAUCAGGUGAUUUUUUUUUUCUCUUUAAUGUUAGUAUUUUCAGCUACACUAUGUCAAUUAAUGUCGGGUUGGCUCCUGCAACAGCCUUGAGAGUGAGCCACUGAGGUCAAUGAGAAUGGCAAGACACUCGGUACCUUGCAGGCAUGGAUGUUCAAUUUGCAUAACAUUUUUGAAUGUUUCUUUGCAUUUGCUAAUAGCAAUUUUCACCAGCAGAAAGAUAGCUAAAAGGAAGAGGAUUGGUGAUAAAUUACUCCGUAUUUGCAAAGAAGACAUUUUGUUUCCCAUCUACCAGUGACGAAUUGGUUUUGAGACAAAUGCAACUGACCAUACUCGCUUUGCAAUAUUGACAGAGGAAAAUUACUGAACUGUGGAGCUUUCAACUAAGUUGUAAAAACCUGUACAUAGAAAGUAAUAUUAUUAAAAGAAAAAGAAAAC
This is a messenger RNA of Cygnus olor (mute swan), 1208 nucleotides long. It is a transcript of the gene GPX8, whose product is annotated as glutathione peroxidase 8 (putative). Lineage: Eukaryota; Metazoa; Chordata; Aves; Anseriformes; Anatidae. The record is from RefSeq and is a predicted model, not a curated record. The transcript is spliced from 3 exons. Gene Ontology annotation, molecular function: glutathione peroxidase activity. The coding region runs from base 56 to 688 and encodes 210 amino acids. Gene Ontology annotation, biological process: response to oxidative stress.